AUGAAACAUGUAAGGAGAUCGUGGACUGUUGUGAUGAGCGUCAAAAUGCCUUACAUUGUCGAAAGGGAAAGACUUGUCCCAAAUAAUCUCAGGAAGAACUUGAAAGAAUAUCUAGACAGUACGGUCCAUAACUUCGUUCGUGAAUUUACUUUGACGCUAAAGAGGCUGACACCCCACGAGGUUCCGUCAUCCUUGGACGGUGUUGAUUAUUUGAAAUUUUUCAUCAUUCCAUCAUUGCCGGACAAACAAUCGCCUAUGUGCCUUUUAUGCAACAAAGUUUUGGGCAAUGACGCUAUGAAACCAUCUAAACUGCAAGAUCAUCUGAGAAGAUGCCACCCUGAUAAAACAGAGAAAGAUUUGAAAUACUUUCAAACACUCAAAGACAAAUUUCAGAAUAGACUUACACUGGACAGAAUGUUCGCUUCGACGUCACAAAGAAAUGAUGAUGGUUUGCGGGCGACUUACAAUAUCUCGUUACUUAUAGCAAAAUCCGGAAAACCGCAUACUAUCGGAGAGAAGUUAAUUUUGCCAGCCGUUGAAGAGGUUUUAAAAACUGUUUUACACAAACCUGCAUCUGAUAUCAUUAAAAGAAUUCCCUUAAGCAACAAUACUGUUGAAAGACGUAUUGAUGAAAUGAGUUCUGAUAUUGAAAGCUUCUUAUAUAAUUAUUUGCAAACGACCCAUUUCUCUAAACAACUGGACGAGUCAACUUUACCUGAUAUUGCAGCAUUAUUAUUGGCAUAUGAUUAUUACUUCAUUGAAAAAGCAAUUCCUUUAUCAAAUAUGAUAUCAGUAGCUACAGAUGGAGCACCUGCCAUGGUUGGACGUUAUCGUGGAUUUAUAAGCUAUUUAAAACAAAAUGUGUCAGGGGUGUUAGCAAUACAUUGCGUCAUCCAUCGACAACAUUUAGUUGCUAAAAAUUUGAGUGUUAGAUUGCAUGAAUCACUUCAUUUAGUCAUUGAUGCAGUAAACCGAAUCCGAAAGGCUUAUAUUUGA
Molecule: messenger RNA, 996 nt
Organism: Acanthoscelides obtectus
Lineage: Eukaryota; Metazoa; Arthropoda; Insecta; Coleoptera; Chrysomelidae
Source: the annotation of a GenBank genome assembly